Molecule: messenger RNA, 7242 nt
Organism: Mesocricetus auratus (golden hamster)
Lineage: Eukaryota; Metazoa; Chordata; Mammalia; Rodentia; Cricetidae
Gene: Arhgap22
Product: Rho GTPase activating protein 22
Exons: 11
Coding region: 4625-6883 (752 amino acids)
Biological process (GO): activation of GTPase activity; signal transduction
Cellular component (GO): focal adhesion
Molecular function (GO): GTPase activator activity
Source: RefSeq, a predicted model, not a curated record
AAGAGUUCCAGGACAGCUACGACUACAAAGAGAAACCCUGUCUCGAAAAGACAAAACAAAUAAAAAGUCCAGAAGUAAAGAAUUGACGCAUUUUAACUUGUGCACUGCUUUCUGGUUUCAGCUGUAACUUCUGUUUUCCACUGUGGCAUGGUACAAUCUCACAGCUUCUGACUGUGUCCCACCUGGGACAUGAGUCAUCCCUCUGGGGUGUCCGACUGUGUGUACUCUCUCUCCAUUAGUCACUCAGAAGACAUCUUGGUUAUCAGAUUGGUAGCCAUGGUAACACAAUUCUUGUAUUUAAGCAGUCCUUACUUUGUUUAAUAAUGACUCCAAGACCCAGGAGUACUGAUGCUAAACACAUCAGCAUGUCAGGGAAGAAAAGCUAUGUGAGAAGCUAGAAGUUACUAACUUUGUCACAGAAGUCUGUACACGUAAGAGAAAACAGGGCUUCUAUAGGAUUAGUGUUUUGAAGUAUCCUCUGGGGGAUCUUAGACCCAUUCCCUGAGGAUAUAGAGACACUGAUACGGAGGAAACUGUCUCAAACGUCUCUCCAAUGUCUGCCGUCCAGAUCAACACUCGGUGCAUUUUCCUUAACUCCAGGAAGUAACUUCCUGUGUCUUCCCAGGGUGACUUUUUUUUUAAAUUUUUAUCACCAUGAAGAGAUCUUCUUUAGUCACUUUAAAUUUUGUGUGGACGGAUCAUGAGUAGGACUCCUUCCCCUGUGGACACGUGUCUCGCCACACCUACCCCGUCUGUCUUCUCCCUUUGACAGAAGGUGAGAAAAGCUUGGAGGUGUGCUGGGUGUAUCUGGGCUUUCUGUUUACAUGAACAUCUCUAAUUUCACUCCUGUCACCAAUGGCAAUAAGCAGAGAGCAAACAGAGCUAAAUGACCAAGGUCAGAGAGCUCAUAACAUCUUGAGCUUAAAUCCAGGACUUUGAAGGUCAAGCAGGUUCCUCCCAAAUUCAGCUGUGUCUGUGACUGGUGGAGGAGGGAUAGUCUCUCAGCUGUGUCUGUUACUGGUGGGGUAAGCGCUCUCUUGGCUGUGUCUGACUGGUGGGGGUAAAUGGUCUCUCAGUAACUGUCGAUUUGGACCCACUAAGCACCUGCUCCCUCCCAUAGGAACUCAGGAUGCCAUCACUAGUGCAGAAACCAAAAGACUAGGUGAGGUCUCGCCAUCCACUCUGGCCUGGCCCUCUCAGGUAGGCUUUUCUGGAAGGCAGGACCACAGAGCCACGGGUUAGUAAGAAUCAGGGUUAGGAUUGGCCACUGCCCCAAGAGGGGAUGUGGGGUAGAUCCUAGCAGUGUUGGCCAUGGGUACGAAGUGUAUGCCCUGUGCAGACAGACCUGGUGUCAUCUACUUGGUGACAUGGAAGAAACCCAAAUUAGACUGCUGUUUCAUACUGACUUCCAUACUUGGGGAAUGAAUGGGUAUAGACUUCUUAGAUGUUCGUCUCCUACCUGCAUUUGGGGUUGGAUACAUAUUUGAGAGUUCCAGGACUUUCUAUGCUUACAGUUCUGGUAAGACCCACUGUUGGUGCUUGAAGGACUUACAUGACAGGAGAGCUGGCAUGUCUCAGGAAGUGACUUCCAUGUCCUGGGAAUAGGCUCUCCCUGUCCAUGCCUGCUAGGCCCCACGUCAGCUCUGAGGACUUCUGGAUAACAAGAUUCCAGAGUCCAGGCCACCUUUCCCACCAUCGCUUUAAAGGAAUCGUGGUGCUUCCCAUGGGCCAGGCACCAAGGAUGACGGGGUCGAAGGAGCCACUCUCAGUGCAGAUCUGCCUAGAGCCCUCAGCCUUGGCCUCCGCCAACCAGGUUCCUCUGCAUCUGGAUGCUGUUCUGGGCACCACCCGCAGGGAUGGGAGCAACUAACCAACUGGCCUUAAUCAAUGCAGAGUCUCUAAGGACCAGAGUAUCUACAGCAUAGUCUAAGGACGUCUACUCCAUUCCCUACCCUUACACAUGGCUUUUGGACUGCUGCCGCCCAAGGCCUGUGUACCAAGAGGGAGACAGGCACUGGAAACUCAAGCCCCUCCCUCCUCUUGCUCUCUUUCCAAGAUAAAUCAGACAAUCUGACAGGCAAAUAGGUUUCUCUCCCGCACAGAAAAUACCAAUGUCUGUAAUAUUAUUAGACACUCAGGACAUAAGUACUGCCCGAUGAGGGCCAGAACAACACCAGCUGGCCUUGAAGCCCCAGACAACCUGAGUAUUGCAUUGGUCAUGAUCUUGUUUGAAGAGGACAGUAAGUGAUUUGCAAGAUAGGCCUGAACUGGCUCAGGCCCGGUCCGGGAUGCUGCUGCCUUGACUCCCUGACCCAGGCAGCUUGGGACCAUGCUCUACAUCUGCUGAAGUCAUCAACAACCUCGGUGAUUGCUUAACCAAGAGUAGAGCCUGUAUUGAUCUAAGCUAAUGGCUUGUAGGCAGGCAGAAACUAAAAUUUAUAAUUGAUAUUGAAUCACAUUGAUGCACCAGCUGUAGGCUUUUGGUGAAUGGGUGGAUGGGAAUGAAGCAAUCAGCUCUGUUGGCCCCGGUGCCGGGAGUUCCCAGACAAGAUUCAGAAGGGUUCAGAAGAGGGGAAGGCAGCUUCAAGAGGCUGGGCCGGCAGAGCGGAGGAUCAGUGCCAAGUCCACCACUGCUCUCUGUGUGCGUGUGAGCAGUUUGUUCCUUCCAUGCUUGACAGUCUAGGAAGUGACUAGGAUUAGCUUCUUUUUAUGAAUGGGAGUCUGGGGCUAGGAUUAGCUUCUUUUUAUGAAUGGGAGUCAGGGGCUCCUCCGUUGAGCUACCGAGCUAGAAAAUACUAGAAAACUGUAGCUCCACGUUUCUAAGCUCCUGUUUGUCGAGUCUCCAAUUACACAGGCAUCAUCACCAACCUCACUGGCCCUUCCUUAACUUCUGUAUAGUGUGGAUAGAGGCUGUGGGUAGGAUUCCAACUGGGCAUCCUGAUGGGUGCUCAGGAAUGGUUUCUCCAAGAGCAAGGAUAAGAGCCUAGGAGCCAGGCAGAUGUUCUGAGUUAUGGCCCCUCUUCCUACCUCCUCUGUCUCCCUCCCCCAUGUCUACUCAUUCUCCCUCUGGGCAAUUCCCUUCACUCCCCACCCUCCCCUGCACAACCGGUAUACAACCUCAGUCUGCUGCCGCCUCAGCUGGGGCCUUCCUGCCUCCUCCAGCUGCCUUUCCCGCCCGGCCUGACCCCGGGCUUCGCCUGUUUCUUGCUCCUUUCCCUGUGGGUGCCAAGAUAACGGCAGUGUUUGUGCCCUGUCCAGCUCUGCCCAGCAGUCACCUUCCCCCAGAGUCCCCAGUGCUGAGCACAGAGAAGGCCCCUGCAUUCAAAUACUGGAUACAUGAAAAUGAGACCGUAUGCAGCAGAACUUUGGGGUGCACCUGUGUGGGAGUAAACAGGAAGAAGUUCGGGUAUCCCCUGGCCUCGCUACCACAUAGCCUAGCCCGCCCCCAGAAAAGCAGGCCAGCUGAGCCAAGUAGGCUGACUUUUAAGAAUGUAAUCUUUUGUUCUAUUGACCCUUUAAAUCUUCAAAACAAUCUUUAUGAAAAGUUGCCAGAAUUUCCCAGGCUACCUCAUUACUAUUUUAAAAGUUAUGAUUUUCCAUUGAUGGGAUUAGAAAAUAGGUUUUCCCAUUGUUCCCUUGGAAGUUCUCCAGGCAGGGAAGAGCGUCCCUUUAUGAGGGCCCAGCUAGGUGUCUACACCUUGGGAAGGUGAAGGAUCCAGGUAAAGACAGAUGUCCAAACAGAGCCUAGACAAAACACUAACAGUCCAAAAAAAAAAAGAAAGAAAAAAAAAGUAGAGGCACUCAGAGCCUCUGUGCGAUAAAUCCUCUGCCGCAGCUCACUCCUGAGACAGCCCAGGACCCUAGUAGAGCCCCUCAACCUUGGCUACAAAUUGCAUUAAGUUUAUAAAACAUCCCAUUGGCCCCUCCCUGGUGCCCUUCCAUUACCUCACCCCUCUCCCCCCAAUCAAUCUUUCGACCUCAAUACUUACCCUUUAAAUCAAUUCAGCUCUGAGAUUCAUCUUGCCAUUUCCCCAGCCCGCUUUAAAAUCCCAUCGACUCCAUAAAUCACUUGUGUUCCUGCUCUCCUCCUGCUCCGUACUCUGGUGCUGCACUCACGCAGGGCCGCACUUACACAGCUGCAGACACACACCCCCGCAGGCCUGCUGCAGGGUGCUCAGCCCCAGCACAUGUGGUCCAGAGCACUGACAGGUCAGUCGCUGCUGCAGCUGGGCUGCCUCGAGGCCUUUCCAAAGCUCCUGAAAGUCACUGAAGGCGUCCAAUGAGGGUCUCGAAAGUAGACCCGAAUGAAGGACUCACACGCAGGUUUCGUUAAACAGGUUCCCUGGCUGGUGGAGAGCUGAGGAGGGUCGUGAACGGGACAGAUUCUAGAGGAGGAAUGGGACCCAAGCCAUAAAAGGAGGUCUUUGCCUAAGCCCCAGGGAACUCAGCUUUGAGCAGGGUUACCUGCUGAGGAUGACAUAUAUUCCCAGGCACUCCUAAUCCUCCCAUUCGGGGUAAAGCAGACUCUAGCAGCCAAAGGACAGUCUGGAACAAUCUGACUGCCGUGAGAAUCCCCCUGGGAGUGGACUGUGUCUAAUUUGAAGCCCACUGGGAGAGAGGAAGCAUGAAGAUCCGAAGAGGGAUCCAAGAGAAUUUGGGCAGAGCUGCUGCCCAACCCAAUUUGAAAGGCAUCUUAGAACAUUCUCAGAAGAAUUCCUUAGCAUCAGUCACCCUAGCUCGCUCCAAGAGCCUGGUGAUGGGGGAGCAGAACCGGAGCCCGGGGAGGUCCCCGGCCCCCCACAAGCUGGGCCCUGUACUCAAGGCCGGCUGGCUGAAGAAGCAGAGGAGCAUCAUGAAGAACUGGCAGCAGCGAUGGUUCGUGCUACGUGGGGAUCAGCUCCUCUACUACAAAGACAAGGACGAGAGCAAGCCCCAGAUAUGUAUGUUUUCUGGAAGCAGAAAACUGACUCUGGGAUUUAUUUCUCUACAAGGGACGCAAGUGACCGAACUUCUUCCAGACCCUGAGGACCCAGGGAAGCACCUGUUUGAGAUCACACCAGGUGGUGCCGGGGAGCGAGAGAAGGUGCCAGCCAACCCUGAGGCGCUCCUGCUCAUGGCCAGCUCCCAGCGUGAUAUGGAGGACUGGGUACAGGCCAUCCGCCGUGUCAUCUGGGCCCCGCUGGGCGGAGGUACUUCCCGUAGCUCGCAUGCCCACCCUGUAGAACCCUUGUCUGCAGGGAUCUUUGGGCAGCGGCUGGAGGACACGGUGCACCAUGAGAGGAAGUAUGGUCCCCGUCUGGCACCUCUGCUGGUGGAGCAGUGUGUGGACUUCAUCCGGGAGCGAGGACUCAGCGAAGAGGGUCUCUUCCGUAUGCCCGGCCAGGCCAACCUGGUGAGGGACCUGCAGGAUUCCUUCGACUGUGGAGAGAAGCCACUGUUUGACAGCACCACAGACGUGCACACAGUGGCCUCCCUGCUGAAGCUCUACCUCCGGGAGCUCCCAGAGCCCGUCAUCCCUUUCGCCAGGUAUGAGGACUUCCUCAGCUGCGCCCAGCUGCUCACCAAGGACGAGGGGGAGGGGACUCUGGAGUUGGCUAAACAAGUGAGCAACCUUCCUCAGGCCAACUACAACCUGCUCAGAUACAUCUGCAGGUUUCUGGAUGAAGUGCAGGCCCACUCAAAUGUCAACAAGAUGAGUGUCCAGAACUUGGCAACAGUCUUUGGCCCUAACAUCCUUCGGCCACAGAUAGAGGAUCCAGUGACCAUCAUGGAAGGCACUUCCUUGGUUCAGCAUCUGAUGACGGUCCUCAUCCGCAAGCACGGACAGCUCUUUGCCGCAGCCUCCCUUGAAGAACCUGCUUCCCCGCCUGCCGCUGUCCAGCGCACAGUAGAGUGGGGCUCCGAAGAGGUCUCCAGUGACCACCAGGGUGAGCCUGGCAGCCCUGGCUUGCCCACACACAGGACCUCGUCUCUGGAUGGGCCAGCCGCAGCAGUACUCUCUAGAACUUCUCCCCAACACCUCGGCAGCCAGACAGGUCCUGCAGCCACCAGCCCCGGGAAGAGGAUGCAUAGUCUGCCUGGCUGGAAGCCCUCCUUCCGGCAGGGGUCCCGGUCAGAGAGCCCAAAGGGGGGCAGUUCGUCCUUAGAGGUACCCAUCAUCUCUGGUGGGAACUGGCUCAUAAACGGGCUAUCCUCUCUGCGCGGCCACCGUCGGGCCUCAUCAGGGGACCGGCUGAAGGACACAGGCUCCGCGCAGAGACUCUCCACCUAUGACAAUGUGCCCCCAUCCAGUCACUUUCCUAGCACUGCCAGCAUGGCCAGCAUGUUGUGGUCUGUAGCCUCCUCGUCGCGAGAGGCCUCUGUUAGCAGCUGCACAGCCUGCCGGGCCAGCGACUCCUCCGCCUGCAGCUCCCUACACACCGAGUGGGCUCUUGAGCCCUCUCCCCUUGCCAGUAGCAGUGAGGACCACAGGUCACCAGACCUGGGCCACAGCCUGGACGAGGCGUGUGUGGGCAGCGGCAGCAGUGAGCCCAAUGACCCGGGCAGCCCCACACAGGCUCAUGCCCACCGCUGCCGGGCUCUCCAGGACCAAGUGGACGAGCUCAGGGCAGAGCUGUACCAACAGAGGACUGAGUACGAACGGAGUCUGAAAAGCAUCGAGGAGGGCAGUGCUGACUUGCGGAAGCAGAUGUCCCGGCUGGAAGAGGAGCUGGACCAGGAGAGGAAAAAAUACACCAUGCUGGAGAUAAAGCUUCGGAACUCGGAGCGGGCACGUGAGGACGCAGAGCGCAGGAACCAGCUGCUGCAGAGGGAGAUGGAGGAGUUCUUUGCCACCCUGGGAAGCUUGACUGUCGGGACCAAAGGGACCAGAGCCCCAGAGUGAAGGGAGUAGAAGUAUGUCUGAAUGUGUCCGCUCACUCUCCCUGCAGGGCUGGCCACAGACUGCAGAGGAAGCCAGAAGCUUCAAGUUUGGGUCUGGCCACCAGCAGGGCCAUCUGUCCCCAAGCACCACAUAGAAAGAGCCUGACGCCCCCACAGGGACUGUCAGGAUCCCACACAGUCCAGGCAGGAUCUGGAUGCUUCUCCAAACCUAUGGGUCCCAGCAGGUGUCAGGGGACAGUGCCAAGAUCAGCAGUAGCCUCUUACCCAGGAAAAGUCCCCAGUGGCCAUCCAAAAGGAUGGUACCUGAGAGCAGGGCCACCGCCAAGAACUUAACUCGUUAUUAAAUGUGCUCUGAAAGCA